Molecule: messenger RNA, 1427 nt
Organism: Morone saxatilis (striped sea-bass)
Lineage: Eukaryota; Metazoa; Chordata; Actinopteri; Moronidae
Gene: nenf
Product: neudesin neurotrophic factor
Exons: 4
Coding region: 127-609 (160 amino acids)
Cellular component (GO): membrane; endomembrane system
Source: RefSeq, a predicted model, not a curated record
AACCCUUUAACUUAUAGUGGUACAAAUUCCCGACGGCUGUUAAACGCAGCGGCAGCCCCAUGCAGCAGGCAGGGAAGUGGUUGACAAGAGUUUCCGCAUUAAACUCGUCCAAACAACGAUCCUACCAUGGCAACAGCGCGGAUCUGUGUCCUGUGUGUUGUCCUUUGCACGACUUUGGCCGAAGAUGUUAAAUUAAAGUAUAAAGCCUCCACCAAACCUGUCCGAUUAUUCACUGAGGAGGAGCUGAGGAGAUACGACGGCAGCGAGGAGGGACAGCCUAUUUACAUGGCAAUAAAAGGAGUGGUGUUUGAUGUCACCAAGGGAAAAGAGUUUUAUGGAAAAGAUGCACCGUACAACGCCCUGGUUGGGAAGGACUCCACUCGGGCUGUGGCUAAGAUGUCCCUGGACCCAGCAGACCUGACAUCAGAUACCACGGGCCUCACUGAAGAGCAGCUGACUUCUCUGGACAGCGUAUUCGAAGGCACGUACAAAACAAAGUAUCCCAUUGUUGGUUACACGGCAUCACGCAUCCUCACUGAGGAUGGUAGUCCCAACAAAGACUUCAAACCAGAGGACCAGCCUCAUUUCCAAAUCAAAGAUGAGUUUUAAUCUCAGACUCAGAACCCAAUAUGUGAUCGGUGCGAUACGUGUACAACCGGAGAACAAAUACAUUUGAUGGAAAUACUUUAAUUUUUACUUGAAUUGCAGCUUUACAUGAUGAUUUAUUAUCUGUGAGAGCUUUAACAUGCACAGACCUGAAGAAACCAUUUCAAUACUUACUGUAGUAACUCAAAUUUAAGAUGAGCACAGAGAAACUUUAGUAGACUCUUCAGCAGAUGAAUGUGAAAACAUCCUUUUAGUGUUUAACACAGUGAAGAUCAAACAUCAAUAAAUGAAGUAACAUUAUCUAGAACUUAUAUUAUACUUUCACUGAAAGACCAUCUACCUCUUUAGACCAGUGAGAGUGAGCAGACAGAUCAGAUGCAGUAAUCUAACUUAACAUCAGCUCUCACAUUCGCCUGAAUUACAUUUUAGUUGAGCUGCCACUGAAGAUCAUUUUCAUCAUUAAUGGCGCUUAAUUGUUUAGUUUAUUGAAUGCCAGAAAAUAGUAAAAAACGCCCAGAACUUAUGUUAAUAUCUUCGAAUGUCUCAUUUUCUCUCAACAUAUUCAAUUUAUAAUGAUUUAAAGUGGAGAAAAACAAAAAAGCCAGAGUCAAAACAAUAUCUUCUGCUUGAUAAAUUACUUAAAAUUGUUGCCAAUUCAUUUCUAAUUAAUUGUUUCAGCUUUAGAUUUUAGUGUAAAAUGUUGUAUUUAUGUAAUUAAAACCACUGAAUCUGCAGCACUGUGAAUGUUUAUAUGAUCACAAUCAGUCCAUUUUGUUUUCUGCCUGAUUUUUGCUUUUGUACAAUUAUCAUUAAAGUCUGUA